AGGCAUGGAGAAGAAGGGAGAGCAGGAGGCAGUGGCAGUAGGGGAACAAAAAGAAGAGGAUGUGGUGCUCCCCGGAUUCCGGUUCCAUCCCACCGACGAAGAGCUCGUCGGGUUUUACCUCCGACGCAAGGUGGAGAAGAAGCCGCUCAGCGUCGAAAUCAUUAAGGAGGUCGAUAUAUACAAGUACGACCCAUGGGAUUUACCAAUUGCAGAAGCCAUCACCGCCGGAGAGAAUGAGUGGUACUUCUUUUGCCUCCGGGGGAGGAAGUACAGGAACAGCAUCAGGCCGAAUAGGGUGACCGGGUCUGGUUUUUGGAAGGCGACCGGCAUCGACAGGCCGAUACACCCCGCAGCUGGCCACGCCGCCGCCUGCAUCGGCCUUAAGAAGUCGCUGGUUUACUACCGAGGAAGCGCCGGAAAAGGAACCAAGACCGACUGGAUGAUGCAUGAGUUCCGCCUUCCCGCCGGUGGUAGCGGCAAGAUCACCACCACUCCUAGCAUGCAUGAAGCUGAGAUUUGGACCAUCUGCAGAAUCUUCAAGAGGAGUCCUAUCUCUUACCGAAAGCAAACGAACAGUUGGAGAGAAGCAUCAACGUCAUCGUCAACCCGCAAGCAAAUCGCAGCUGACUCCAGCUGCGUAACCAGCAGCUUCGAGUGCGACAACGGCAACGACUACCGGUGCUGCGCCUCCUCGGGCCACUCCAACGGCGAGCAGGGAGAGAUGGAGCUGGCCACUCACUACUAUCAGGAGAACAACCAGGUGUCCGGCGGCCAGUGGAACCCGAUUCACCAACCUCCCUUGCUGUACACCAACGCGGGUCAAAGUCCAACCAUGGACGAGUGCUUCAGAUCGGAUGGUGACUGGGACGAGCUCGGAAGGAUUGUGGAGUUCAUGAGAGAUCAAACCCUCCUCCCCUAUGACUGUGGAUACACUUGAAGAAGAACACGGAAGACGAGUUUUAAUUGCAGUAAGCUUGUCAGUGGUAUGCAUGCACUAGUACUGCUUAAUGCUAAUUAGCACUUCCUUCGACGUCUGUCGGGUGAGGUACAAUUAAGAGGUCACCUGUUUGAAGUAUGUUGUAAACGUCCAAUACGCAUUUAUCUAUCUAAUACUUGAAUGAAAGAGAUAAAUGAAGAGAAGUUACCGAUUA
This is a messenger RNA of Musa acuminata subsp. malaccensis (wild Malaysian banana), 1151 nucleotides long. RefSeq names its product transcription factor JUNGBRUNNEN 1. Gene Ontology annotation, molecular function: DNA binding. Gene Ontology annotation, biological process: regulation of DNA-templated transcription. Lineage: Eukaryota; Viridiplantae; Streptophyta; Magnoliopsida; Zingiberales; Musaceae. The record is from RefSeq and is a predicted model, not a curated record.